Messenger RNA from Pelmatolapia mariae (spotted tilapia), 1986 nucleotides. Its product is annotated as adhesion G-protein coupled receptor G7-like. Gene Ontology annotation, molecular function: G protein-coupled receptor activity. The record is from RefSeq and is a predicted model, not a curated record. The transcript is spliced from 13 exons. Gene Ontology annotation, cellular component: membrane. Bases 1 to 1986 code for a protein of 661 amino acids. Gene Ontology annotation, biological process: cell surface receptor signaling pathway; G protein-coupled receptor signaling pathway. NCBI's taxonomy places the organism in Eukaryota, Metazoa, Chordata, Actinopteri, Cichliformes, Cichlidae.
AUGGAGGGGAAAACGCUAACGGUGUCUGCCUCUGUCCUGAUGAAUGGACUGGUGAGACAUGCUCAGAAGCUGACCAGUCCAGCUGAUUUAGAGUUGCUGGCAACCAGCACUCAGAUUCUGACAUCCAACCCAGAAGAGCUGACGGCCGAAAAUGUUACAGCAGCAGCUGAGAUCGCUAACACACUGCUGUUGUCUGCAAACGCCACAGAGAGUGUCAGAGUGGCUGCAGUAGCAACAGUGAGUCAGCUGCUGAACACCACUGUACCAGAUGGCACAGAGGAAAACAACACAACUCUGGGGCUGACGGUGACUCUGGACCAGCUCUCUGUGAACCUCAGCCUCAGUCUCAAUGCAUCUCAAUCUCAGGUGGUUCAGCCAAACCUGGUGGUCCAGUCGGCACAGAUCCCUGCUGCAAACACUCAGGGAGUCCAGUUCACUUCUCUUAGAGGGACGUCUGGCAGUUUUGUAGCUGACAGAAUUCAGCUGAACACAAAUGCAACACAGGUUGUGGUGGAAAACGGUUUCAGAGCCGAUGCCCUCAUUUAUGUACAAUUCCCUCGAGGCGAAGGUGUUAGAAGUCGUCAGACAGACUCAAACGUCUCUCUGGGUUUCGUUCUCUAUCAGAACGAUCGUUUCUUCCGUUCAAAACUCUACACGAGGCGACGGGCCACCAUCAGGGUCCUGUCAGCCAGCAUCAGAGGGCAGGAACCCAACGUGGUGCCACAACAUGUGGAGAUGCUAUUCAGGCCAAGAGUGAUUAAUGGGACGUCUCUGUACGACUUCUCUUGUGUUUUCUGGAACUACAGUCAGAAGGACUGGAGCACCAAUGGCUGCUCUAAAGGAAACACUUCAGAUGGACUCAUGAGAUGUUUCUGUAACCACACCACCAACUUUGCUGCUCUCUGGUCAUACAGAGAGAACUACGAGUAUGCAGAAGCUCUGGGUGUGAUCUCCAUUGUGGGACUUUCUCUUUCUAUUCUAGGUUUGGUUGUGACGAUCAUUUAUCACAUUAAAGAAAACUUCUUCAGGAAGUCUCGUGGGCUACAAAGUAACCUGAAUUCAAAGCUGGCUCUGCUGUGCAUCUACCUAAGCCUGCUGGCCUUCAUCAUCACCUUCCUCUCUGGAGUCCAAAACUCCAGCAGACAGAACGACACUGAGGUGCAGAUUCACGAUCAGACCAACGACCUCCUGAACUCUGAUGAACACAUAGAACCGGACCGCGGCUCUUGUACGGCUGUAGCGGCUCUGCUGCACUUCCUCCUGAUGGCCACCUUCAUGUGGAACAGUGUAUACAGCACUCAGCUGGUGCUGCUGGUCCGGUCAAUGCGCCGCAGCCUGCCAACGCACUGGACUCCACUGAGUGUGACUCUGGGAUGGGGAGUGCCAGCAUGUUUCAUGGUCAUCACACUGGGGGUGAGCUACAGGGUGGACAAUCCGCUGGGAUACAGACAAGAGGAAUUUUGUUGGCUGGCAGCGUUGGAUAAGAACAAACAGUUCAACUUUGGGAAGCCAAUGUUUUGGGCUUUCCUUCUUCCUAUCGGCCUGAUCCUGAUUUACAACAUUGUCCUGUUGGUUCUCACCUCCAUGACCACAUGCAAAGUUGAUCCCAAACUGAGCAGCAACAAGAAGUCAUCUUUAAGCAGGAAGUUCCUCAUCAGUUUAUCUCUGGCGGUGUUACUCGGUCUGUCCUGGACUCUGGGAUAUUUCGUGCUGCUCAGUUCAGAAAAAACACACCUGGUCUUCAGCAUUUUGUUCUACAUCUGUACAACCACACAGGGUUUACAAAUUUUCCUCCUCUUCACAGCCCGAACACGGGCCUUCAGAGCCUCCAUGUCACGGUCCAUGCAGUACAUUUCCUCAGUCAACAUCCCUCUGAACAACACAAAGUACAAUCUGUGGAAGAAGUGGAAUACCUGGAAUAUGAGCCAAUCGGAGACCUACAGGGAUCUGAGUGGCACUGAAAUGACCACCAGCGAAACCCUGUAG